Hirundo rustica (Barn swallow) is the source of this 4186-nucleotide messenger RNA. It is a transcript of the gene PM20D2, whose product is annotated as peptidase M20 domain containing 2. The coding region runs from base 53 to 1381 and encodes 442 amino acids. The transcript has 7 exons. NCBI's taxonomy places the organism in Eukaryota, Metazoa, Chordata, Aves, Passeriformes, Hirundinidae. Gene Ontology annotation, molecular function: dipeptidase activity. The record is from RefSeq and is a predicted model, not a curated record.
AGGUGCGGACGGCAGGGUCGGGUCGGCUGGGGGCCGGUGCUCCCGAGGCCUCAUGAAGCCGCAGGAGCCGCCGGAGAGCGGCCCCGCCGCCGCCGUGCUGGAGGCGCUGAAGCAGCGGGCGUGCGAGAGCGUGGAUCUGAACGCUGCGCGUUUGGACGCGCUGAGCCGCGAUAUCUGGAGCCAUCCCGAGCUGGCGUACGCGGAGCACCAGGCGCACGACGCCCUGACCCGCUUCUUCUCCGGCGCGGACCUGCCCGGCGCCGCCUGGGCCGUGCAGCCGCGCUACAAGCUGGGCACGGCUUUCCGCGCCGACUGGGGCACGGCAGCCCCGCAGGACCCGCUGCGCCUCGCCUUCCUCUGCGAGUACGACGCGCUGCCCGGGCUCGGGCACGCCUGCGGCCACAACCUCAUCGCCGAGGUGGGAGCCGCCGCCGCGCUGGCGCUGAAGGCUGCCCUGGAGAGCCUGGCGGAGCCCGUGGCCGUGCAGAUCACGGUGCUGGGGACGCCCGCGGAAGAGCAAGGAGGAGGCAAAAUAGACCUGAUCAAGGCUGGAGCGUUCGAGGGCCUGGAUGUGGUUUUCAUGGCGCACCCUUCGCAAGAAAACGCUGCUUACCUGCCCGACGUGGCCGAGCAUGAUGUGACUGUGAAAUACUUUGGAAAAGCUUCUCAUGCUGCUGCUUAUCCUUGGGAAGGAGUUAAUGCAUUAGAUGCUGCUGUUCUUGCGUACAACAAUCUGUCUGUUUUAAGACAGCAAAUGAAACCGACCUGGAGAGUUCAUGGUGUAAUAAAAAAUGGUGGUGUGAAACCUAAUAUCAUUCCUUCUUACACUGAACUAGAGUUUUACUUGCGUGCUCCUUCAAGAAAAGAACUUUCUGUUCUGACAGAGAAGGUUGAGAACUGCUUCAAAUCUGCAGCAGUGGCCACAGGAUGCAAGGUGGAGAUAAAAGGUGGUGAAAAUGAUUACUACAAUGUGCUUCCAAAUAAGAGCCUGCAGAAAAUUUACAAGGAGAAUGGAAAGAAGCUUGGAAUAGAUUUUAUAUCAGAAGAUGCUAUCUUGAAUGGUUUGUCAGGUUCCACAGACUUUGGAAAUGUUACAUUUGUGGUCCCUGGAAUUCAUCCUUAUUUUUAUAUUGGCUCUGAUGCAUUGAAUCAUACUGAGCAGUACACAGAAGCUGCAGGGUCACAGACUGCUCAGUUCUAUGCCUUGCGCACAGCAAAAGCUUUGGCAAUGACUGCACUGGAUGUCAUUUUCAAGCCAGGUCUGUUAGAAGAAGUCAGGGAAGACUUUAGAGAAGUGAAGCUGAAAGAAGAGGAGCAAAUAAAUCCAGUAGAACCUAAGAAAGAAUCUGGUCUUGGUGUAGGAGCGUGUGCAUCACACUAAACUUGAUUAAAACAUUCUCAGUAGGACUGACUUAACGGAGAUGCUGGAUUUAAAUCCCAGUAGGGGCUGGAUAAAUACAUAGCUGAAGAAAUGAUGAUUUGAUUUUAUUUGGACUUUAGGAGAAGUAAAUAGUAUCAUUGCUUUCAAAAAUGUGAAAUUUCAUCUAGCUGUAAUGUGUUCACUAUGGUGAUGAUUUUCAUACGGAGAUUUCAAAUGUGUUCUCUUUAAUUUGCAGUGUUGAAUAAAUUAUAGUGUUUAGAUCCCUUGUCAGUGAUUUUCUAUGUAGUGCUAUAGCGAUAUUCCUUAUAAAGGAAGCAUGGCAGUUUUCUGUUCUAAAAUAAGUACUUUUCAUUCGGUGAUCAUAUGCUGAAUCUGAUCUGUGAAGCUUUUAUAAAAUUUCUGGUCAGUCGCUUUUUUAGGGACAAGGUGGAGACUUAAAACAUGAGCUGGUUUCACUGGAGAGAAGGGGCUGUUUGGAAAUAUGCCUGGUUUUAAUAAUAGUGGCUUCUAGCAAUGGAAGAGGACUAUUUGAAUGGGAAUGCAAUCUAUAAAGCUUGAUUGUCCUGAAACGCAUUGAUUUUCCUCCUAAUAGAUUUUGGAGGUGUUGUGGAGAAGUCAUGGAUCACAAAAUUGGAAGGCAGCUAAAUGUUUAAUUUAUUAAAUUAACACGUUUAAACUACUGCAGGAAAAAUUCUGCUCUGAGGCAAUACAGGUGUCCACACGAGGCAUUGCAUUAGCUUAACUGAUCUGAAGCAGGUGUAUAAAUUCAGCUAAACCAAAUUUUUGUCACAAAGCUACAAGUGUGGUGCCAUGAAGCAAUAAAUGGUUGUGUGCAAGGCCCUCUAGUAAGCUCAGGGGAGCUUGCAGUGAGGACUGCUGGUGCAGUAACUGGCUUCUUUAACCUGUUUGUUCCUGUGUGCUAAGCAGCAGAUUUGUUAAAUCUUGCCAGUUGUCCUUUUUGUAUAUUGCGUAGUUAGGCCGUUCAGUCUUUGUUACUUUGCUUCGCAGAGACAUUAAUACUGCAUUUUUAUUUAGGUGGUGUUCUGUGUUCCCAGACAUGUUAGGAUGUCUUAAUUUACUGGUUAAAGGAUCUCGUGAGCACACAGAAAAGAAGUAAGUGGGCAGAUGGAGUGAGAAAGCAACUCUAAUGUUGAACGAUUAACAUUUUCCUAAGUACAGGUUACUGUAAGCUUCAGAAAGGAAGGCAGGCAAGCUGUAUUCUUCAGGAAGAAUAAUUGACUUUCAGAAAUAUUUUUUUUUAGCAGUCUCUAAAUGGUAAACUCUAAAAUUCUAUUCAGCAUUUAUAGCUUAUUGAUUUCUGUAUUGACUUCAAUUUUACACCACUAUCCUUGCUUUCCUUAGCAAGCAGUUUUCACAGAUGGAUGUCUGAAAGAGACGAAGGUGGGACUCUGAGCUAUACAUGUGUCCGGGAUAGUAAGUUGAAUACUAAAUCCAACUGAAAUUUGUUCUAAGGUUUGUCAAAGGAACUAUGUCCUUACCUUUUAGUUUACAGUCUGCCUGACCAGCUCUCAGACACAAUUGCAGUUCAUUAAGAUCUACAGGGUUAACAGGCUAGUACAUUUAUUUCCUUGGUACAUGUGACUUUUUAUUUCCUACUGCAAGAACUGCUUAACUCAUUGCUCUGCUGUUUUUAAGAUGAAGCGUUUGGAUACACAUAGGUAGCACAUGCUUUGUUGUUGUGUUUCCUACAAGCUGAUAUGCAUUAAAGCCUUCUCAGUUCUCUUUGUCCAGACUUCUUGGCUGCGUCAUAUCCAAGAUCAGUUAAUUUAACUUGUCUGAACUAAAAGCUUGUUCUUCAUUUUGUUGUAAUCGUUGCUGUACUGAAUAAGUACUGAUUAGUGAUGAGUGGGUAUUAGUAAAGCAAUUUCAUUGAUUGACUUUUCCUGUCCUUUGCUUAAUAUUGGGAUGCAUGAUUUUGAGUAGCAUGUUUGAUUUUUUUCUUUUUCCCCCUCUUAGUUUGUUAAGUUCAUGUAAGAUUGAGAGUGUUUUAGGCUUUCCAUUUUCGUCUCUUUGUGAGGGUGAAUGCUUUUCAAAUAUAGUAUUUCAUGUUAGUCUUUAUGAUCUUAUAGUUAUUUUAACUGCUAAAACAUGUUGGAAUUGAUAGAAUAAGUUGGCAUGUGAGCCUGUGAGUGAUCGCUGAAGGAUCUCGGUUAGGCUAAAGCUGAUCUAGCCUCCAGUUUGAAGUGGGAUUAUCACCAACACUGGGUCAGGUGAUCUUGGCUUGAUUUGUCAAAUCCUUGAAUAGUCUUUCAGCCUUUCUCAGCUCGCUGUGUGAGCUAAUUCUAGUUUGUCUCAGAAUGUUAAUUCUUGAGGUCCAGAACUAAAGCCGUUUGGGAUUUAACCUUGCAAUUUUACUAUCACAGUGGUACUAUGUAUGGGAGAAUUUUAGCUCUUGUGGGAAUAAAACUUUGAUUUUCAGUCAUUUAUACUCAUAAAUCAUGCAUAUAUUAAAAUAUCCAACAUGCUUUUUCAGCUGCGCUAACUGCAGUCUUCCCCAAGCGGUUUGUAAUUUAAGAAUAUUGAAAUAUUUGUCAGGAAUAGUAUUCUCAGUAAUGAAUCAAAAUGUGUAGGUAAUGAACUGUAAUGGCUGAAAUUAUUCUGAACUGCUGAUGGCAAAUCACAGCUGUGAAAAGAUGAGGUGAUGAUGUCCAGGGGUUGUGGAGAACUUAAAGCCUCUGACAGCCUACCAAACUACUGUAUUUCCUUAUUUAGUGUCUGUCUUAGAACCUGAGUAAAAGAUACACCUGGUUUAAGGCAAAGCAAAAAAUAAAACAUGAAAUGUGA